Molecule: messenger RNA, 2250 nt
Organism: Rosa rugosa (rugosa rose)
Lineage: Eukaryota; Viridiplantae; Streptophyta; Magnoliopsida; Rosales; Rosaceae
Product: dnaJ protein ERDJ3B-like
Exons: 6
Coding region: 1184-1492 (102 amino acids)
Biological process (GO): protein folding
Source: RefSeq, a predicted model, not a curated record
UCCGACCAGCAGUUUUCUCUCUUCUCCUUCUCUCUCGCUUCCUUGUCCUUCCAAACCCUACUCUCUCUUUCUCUCUCAGUUUCUAGUUCACCAACCUCGAGAAAAUCGAGAGCUCCGCGGCUCCGAUUCAUUUUGCAGAGACCGAGGGAUUCGAGGUCGGAGAUUUCCCGACGGUGAGUUUGAAUUCGGAAUUGGUGCGGAAGCUGGAGUCGGCGCUUGGGGUUUCGCUGGGAGGCUCGGUGACGGACAUGGCGGUGGUGAUAGCAACGACUUCAAUUGAGUUGAUAAUUGGGUUUUUGGUGGUGCUGUGGCGGAGAUCGUCUGAUAAGACUAGUCAGGUGGUGAAGCAGCUGGCGGUGCCGCUUAAGGAGGAGGAAGAUGAGUUUGAGGUUGCGUUGGGCAAGACUAGGGUGACUAUUUUCUCUGGGACUCAGACCGGCACCGCUGAAGGUUUUUGAAUUUGUGGUGGUUUUGUUUCCGUUGAGAAUGUUCCAGUGGGUUUUGUUAUGGGGUGGUUUUGCUCAUAUGUUCAGUUUCUUAGUUUCUUUUUAUCAGCUCUCAUUUUUGGUGAAAGUAACUUAUUGGGUAGUAAUUUGGAUGUGGGUGGCUGCUUUCCUCGUGAUUAAAGAUUGCUUCUGCUCAGCAAAGAUCAAAACUUUUUUUUUAUUUUUUGAAUGGACAAAGAUUAAAACUUUACCUUAAUGGAGUUGGUGGGUGUUCUUUUGUACUAGUUGGUGCGGCAAAGUUUCGUUUUUGAUAGAUUCAGGGAUACAAUUGUUCCUUGUUUUUGUGUGGAAAUGAUAUGUGAAUUGUUCUGUAUGGUUUUUCGAUCAUUGGGAUACCUUUUUUGAUUGAAAUGGAUCAUAUAUUGAAAUGGGUUGAAAAAGAAAGAAACUUGAUGAAUGAAAAGGAGUGUAGGUGCAUAGAUAUGAUCUCAUUCCUUUGGUAGGUUCAGUUUACUUUUUUCCUUUAUAAGAGUUCUGUGAUGGGGAUUUUGUUCACAACAGGGUUCUGAUUCCUAGUUGAAACUGCUGAUAUAAUUUUACACCCAUUCUUGUAAACCUACAGAAGGAGCAAUGACAACUUGUAUACCAGCUGGAACUGGUAAACUGCAUUUCAGAGUAAGGGACUUCAACGCACAAGGCUGUAGAAAGGCUUCUUGGGUCACAUUUAGUGAGCUUUCAUGGUUUGGAGGGAGAAGAACGUUAUAAAGUCAACACCAGGAAAGAGACGUUGUAACUGUAGAAAUGAGGUCUAUCACAGGCAAAUCGGUCUGAGAAUGUUCCAACAGAUGACGGAACAGGUCUGCGAACAAUGUAACAAUGUUAAAUAUGAAAGGGAGGGAUAUUUCAUCACUGUUGAUAUUGAGAAAGGGAUGCAAGAUGGACAAGAGGUGGUUUUCUAUGAGGAUGGUGAACCCAUAAUUGAUGGAGAACCUGGAGAUUUAAAAGUCGUGUGGGGUUUCAAAGUUCUUGCAAAUUUAGAGAUGUAACUCCUCCCAAUCUCCAAUUAAUGAGAGCUCAAAGCCCUUAAGAACCAUCACUUCAUCAAGUUUGCGAGAUGGUUCCACUAAAUUCUUCUAUUUUACUGUUAUUGGUAGUGGAGUUGUUGGCCUCCGCUAUGCCCUGGAAGUGGCAAAACAUGGAUCUGUUGCUGUCAUUACCAAGGCUGAGCCUCAUGAAAGUAAUACAAAUUAUGCUCAAGGUGGUGUUGGUGCUGUACUGUGCCCUUCGGAUUCUGUGGAGAGUCAUGUCCAGGACACCAUUGUAGCAGGAGCUUAUCUAUGUGAUGAGGAGACUGUCAGAGUAUGUUAUAGAACCAAUUGUAAACAGGAUUGGUGGAUCUGGUAUGGAUCUCAGAAGCAAAGCAAGGGUAAAUAACAUUUCUGCAGUUUAUCUUGGUUACUUUAUUGUGGUUUGAUUAAUUGAUUGAGUGAAUAAUAUUUUUUUUUGGGUGUGUGAAGACUCUGCCAGGACCUGUUAGGAGAGGCAACAAUAUCUUGGUACUGGAUGCAAAGCCUCUUUUGAAGGAGGCCCUUCAAGCCGAGGGUAAACAAAAGGAUGUACUUAAAGCUGCCGGUGCAUUGUUUUCACAUAUUUGUGAGGUUUAGGCAAGGUUAAUGUGCAUCACAUUUAUGGACAAGUAUUGUGGGGGUUAAUGUUGGGAUAGAAUGACUUUGUUGGAUAUAUGGAUGAAUGUAUCGAAUCUUUACAUAAAUAAAUGUGUUUUGGGUUGUCAUUUGGAUCCCAU